AUGCUGAACCAAACAGAUGUGAAUCCAGACUUAUUCAUCCUUAAUGGGAUCCCAGGCUUGGAGGAUGUUCACCUUUGGAUUUCCUUCCCAUUUUGCUCCAUGUAUGUUGUGGCUGUGGUAGGGAAUUGUGGACUCCUCUACCUCAUCUGGCAAGAGGACGCCCUGCACAGGUCCAUGUACUACUUCUUGGCCAUGCUUUCCCUAACUGACCUCGUCAUGUGCUCUAGUUCCAUCCCUAAAGCUCUUUGCAUCUUCUGGUUUCAUCUCAAGGAAAUCAGCUUUGAAGAGUGCCUAGUCCAGAUGUUCUUCAUCCACACCUUCACAGGCAUGGAGUCUGGGGUGCUCAUGCUCAUGGCCCUGGACCGCUAUGUGGCCAUCUGCUACCCUCUGCGCUACUCAACUAUCCUCACUAACCCUGUCAUUGUCAAGGCUGGCCUUGCCACUUUCCUGAGAGUGGUAUUGCUUGUCACCCCUUUGAUUUUUAUCAUUAGAAGACUCCCUUACUGUCGAGGUAAUAUAAUACACCACACCUACUGUGACCAGCUCUCUGUAGCCAAGAUAUCUUGUGGAAAUAUCAAGGUAAACAUUAUCUACGGUCUAACGAUUGCCCUUCUGAUUGGGGGCUUUGACAUUCUGUGUAUCACAGUCUCCUACACCAUGAUUCUCCGGGCAGUGGUCAACCUCUCCUCUGCAGAUGCCCGGCAGAAGGCCUUCAGCACCUGCACUGCCCACAUCUGUGCCAUUGUUUUCUCCUAUAGCCCAGCUUUCUUCUGUUUCUUUUUCAACCGCUUUGGAGGCCACUCAAUCCCUCCAUCUUGCCACAUCAUUGUGGCCAAUAUUUAUCUUCUCUUGCCUCCCACUAUGAAUCCUAUUGUCUAUGGAGUGAAAACCAAACAGAUACGUGAUUGCGUCUUACGAAUGCUUUCUGGUUCAAAAUCCCAUAGCACAUGA
Condylura cristata (star-nosed mole) is the source of this 951-nucleotide messenger RNA. RefSeq names its product olfactory receptor 52N4-like. Gene Ontology annotation, cellular component: membrane. Gene Ontology annotation, biological process: G protein-coupled receptor signaling pathway. The record is from RefSeq and is a predicted model, not a curated record. The transcript has a single exon. Bases 1 to 951 code for a protein of 316 amino acids. NCBI's taxonomy places the organism in Eukaryota, Metazoa, Chordata, Mammalia, Eulipotyphla, Talpidae. Gene Ontology annotation, molecular function: G protein-coupled receptor activity; olfactory receptor activity.